Messenger RNA from Temnothorax curvispinosus, 1442 nucleotides. RefSeq lists its product as uncharacterized. The transcript is spliced from 2 exons. NCBI's taxonomy places the organism in Eukaryota, Metazoa, Arthropoda, Insecta, Hymenoptera, Formicidae. The annotation marks the transcript as partial. The record is from RefSeq and is a predicted model, not a curated record.
AUGAAGCCGAACGAGAAAAUAAAGUUAGCAAGUUUGUUCGAUAAAAUAGAGUCACAACUUCGUGCUCUCGAAUCUCUUGGUGUGACAACGGACAGAUGCGGCGCCAUGUUGUACCCUCUCGUCGAAUCGUCGUUGCCGGAAGAAUUGUUACGCACAUGGCAGCGGAAUCAAGUGACGCCAUCUGCGCCACAGCGUAUGGGAGAGGAGCCACCGCCGAGAGAAAAUAGACUCACACGAUUAAUGAAAUUUCUACAAUCCGAAGUCGAAAAUGAAGAGCGCAUAACGAUCGCGGUAAACGGUUUUGACAUGAAUGAACGGAAGCAGUCAAAAAAUAAACAACGCUCGGAAUCCACUAAAAAUACGCCUUCUGCUAUGAGUUUAUACGCGAGUGGAAAGGUUACUAAACCUACCGUGUGUGUGUUCUGCGAGAAUGAACAUGCAAGCAUGAAAUGUGAGAAAGCACGCAAAAUGACGCUGAGUGACAGGAAAUCGGUGUUGCAAACCAAAAAUGCGUGUUUCAACUGCCUGAAGAUCGGACAUCAAAGCCGUAUGUGUCGCGGAAAUCUGAAAUGUGCCUUAUGCAGUCGUCGUCAUGUUGUGUUAAUGUGCCCGGAGGUUAUGGGCGACCGUAAUGUAGCGCCGUCUCACAAAGCAGACGGAUGUGAUGUCAAAGAUGAAAAGUCGCUACUCAGUCACACAAAAGGGCCAGAAGUGAUACUGCAGACAUUACACGCGAUAAUCAGGAACAAACAGGAAGAACGUAUCGUGCGCGUGUUUUUCGAUUCGGGUUCUACAAAAUUGUACGUGUGUAAAGACCUUAUCCGCGUCAUGAACUAUGAGCCAAUCGGCAUGUUGAAGCUGAAGCACUCUCUGUUCAGCAACGUGUCUUCAGAAAUUAAGGAUCACCGAAAAUACCUGAUUCAUAUGAGCAGUCUUGAUAGAAAAUAUGCUUGCAACUUCCAAGCCUACGACGAGGACGAAAUAUGUGCCGAUGUUCCUCUAUGGGAUGAGCAGCCUUGGAUGAAUGAAUUAAAGGAGCUAGGCAUACAGUUAACAGACGGACCAGGAAAAACCAAGCAGCUCAAAUGCGGUCUGACAGCAAUUGAAACGCAUCUCGGUUGGACUUUGAUGGGCAAAACUCCGAAUUAUGUCGAGGAUGGAUUCGCAGCCCAGACUACUUCUAUGUUACAACGAGAGACCUGCAUAUCAGAUUUAUGGAGCCUGGAUGUCAUUGGCAUUAAUGAUCCGGUUGUCGAAAAAUCUCGAAAGGACUAUGAUGCACAAGUUCGAGAACGUUUUGUCGAGACCGUCAUAACCAACGAUGAGGGACGUUAUGAAGUAUGUCUGCCUUGGAUUGAAUCGCACCCUGCUCUGCCGAACAACCAUGAUCUUGCGGAGAAGAGACUCGUUACGACCACGAAGAGGCUCAAAGCUUCGGGAAU